GAACUUCAAGGCUUCCGAUCCCGCCAUUCUCAACAGCUCUGCUGCAAGUUUCUACAAGGUGUUCAAAGCGGGUUUAGGUAUGAUCGUCUAGCAUUUAAUGGCGGUAGGGUCCAACAGGCGCUUUAAGUUGCUGGUUACACUGGAAUAUUGACAGAACAGCAGUACCGUACCAUGACUUCCCUCCUCAAAUCGCGCCUGGGCUCUGUGCCCACCCGCUCACUGUCAGUCACACGAAAGGCCUCCUCUUUCCCACCACCUGUCCAUCAGCCCGUUUUUCUGCUUCAUCGCCCAAAGGCUCAGAACUGGAUCCCGUCAGGGCCGGCUCUUCAAAGAUCGAUGCUACCUGCUGCGAGAGCACCGGCGCAGUCCCUCACUCAAAAGUUUGCAAGAGACAGCGUACGGCAAUGGGCGGCGCAGCCGAUGGGAGGAGUGGCAAGCGAGAGAAGCACUCAAAAGUUGCGCACGUUGGGCGCCACCACCGAGUCGUUCCUCCGGCAGACUGCGCAGGGUGCACCGCAGUCUGCUCCCUCCAACACAGCGCAAUUGCCGCCUCUGGACACCCCUCUCACAGCACCGCAGCAGACUCUCCCUCCCAAACCCCAAUCCUCGCAGAGUCGCAGUUUCACAACCACAGCAAGCCCCUCACUCGCUCCCGCCGUUCCUGCCAACGUGCACAAACCUGCCGCCAAGGAUCCGAGGCAGGUUCUGAUUGACGGCAGUCCACUGACGCCAGUGGAUGAGCUCGUGGUUGCUGCGCACAUGGCGAGGCUGAGCAACAUCUGCUAUGUCCCUGAGCCUCAGGAACAGCUGGAGGAGCUGGGGCUGAAACUAGUGGCGAAGGGGAAAACGUAUUUUACUGCGUGGUACAUAGCAGACGGUCCGGAUCUGUCCAAAGUCCAGGAGAAAGCGCCGUUGGGGAGCGUAGGAGCUCACGCCUUGAGCGGUCAAGUCCGGGAAGGAGAGGGAAGCGAAGGUGGGGCGAGGUCUGGGGAUGGGAGCGCAGAAAGGGGGCAGAAUCCGGGGCGCAGAAUACGGUACAUCUUGACACAUGGUGUCAGAUGGGGGGCUGCCGACCUAGAUUCUGGUCGGAUGUGGCAUCAGAUCAUGAAUUGCUGGCCCGUUGACUUUCCCCCUCCCACCACCCCGAACAGAAGUGCGACGUCUAGCGAGGGGCUGAAAAGCAGUGCAGGUUCGCCCCCCCAGGAAGGACUUGUCGCACACCAAGGCGUCCUAGAAAUAGCGGAAGAGGUGUACAGCGGAGUACAGCCGUGGCUUGGAGGGGUAGAGAAGGGGGAAGUCUCCGCCAUCCGUUUCGGGGGCCACUCCUUGGGGGGCUCGGUGGCCAUUCUUCUGAUGCUGCUCGCAAAGUCGAGGCACGUGCUAGCGCCCGGCCAGGUGUCGGCGCACGCGUAUGGCGCUCCUGCGGCCCUUGCUCGCAGAAGCGUCGCUGAGAAGAAGGGAAGGGCAGCGCACUCUUCUCGGGCACCCCCUAGAUCAAGCACCAAUGGCGCGCCAGCUUUUGUCCCCUCCCCCGCCUCUGAGGCAGACCAAAAUGGUCAUUCGCCCAAAACAGUCAACGGCUUCUCACUUAGAGAUUCAUCGGCCGGCCACUCUCUAGAGAACACGCGUCACUGCCCCGUCUUGCACGAAAUAGGUCUACCAGCUGAUGCGGUGCGGUCAAUCGUCCUCGACAAAGACAUGGUCCCUCGAAUGUUCCUAGCAGCCGACCCCUCUUACGGGCUCCUGCUGAAAAGCCCGCUCGUGCGGGGGCUGCUGGACUUGCGGGAACGGGUUUGGGGCCCAGGCGCACUGACGCAGGAGCGGUUCCUGUUUGCGAAUGUGGGGCUGGUGCACUACAUCAAGACCGUUGGGUCCGAAGUUCUGGUCCGGACCCUGACGUCCGAGCAGGCGAACGAGGGGCUGCGGCUGACGGUGGACGACUUCGUGCGGCAGCCGUUGGAUGCGGUCAAGGCGCUGUUCGAUCAUCAUAGAGGACACUACUCGCAGGAUCUAGAGGCGGCGGCAGCUGCCGCAAAAUAUAGAAGCAGGCAGCAACAGAAGAGCGGUACCCAUUGAUUAUUCAUUGAUUGAUUGUCUCUGAGGUUUGCAUGUUUGUAUUGGUUUAUUACCUGGAUUAGGUGCCUGCGGGCAAAGGUGUUAGUCCAAGGAGGGGUUUUGUAAAGAAGCAGAAUAUUUGUUGCCUUACUUGAAGACAUUUGAUAACUAGUGGAGGUACAAAGUCGAGAUGCAUAUGUGUAGUGAAUGGUUGUUCCGGUGAGCUUGGAUAGGAACAUUGCGUCCAGGUAGGUUGAUUGUAAGGUUGAUUGUAGACGAAUCGAGAUCGAAAUGUUUAGACAGACUAUAACUUAGGUACUUCAGAAUCCGACGAUUGUGGCGGUGAGUAUUGACAGACCUGUACAGCUUCUCAGUUGUAAUAUCGUGCACAAUGCUGGCCCAACUUUGUAUAGCCCAG
This is a messenger RNA of Klebsormidium nitens, 2473 nucleotides long. The record is from the annotation of a GenBank genome assembly. Lineage: Eukaryota; Viridiplantae; Streptophyta; Klebsormidiophyceae; Klebsormidiales; Klebsormidiaceae.